Molecule: messenger RNA, 1784 nt
Organism: Scaptodrosophila lebanonensis
Lineage: Eukaryota; Metazoa; Arthropoda; Insecta; Diptera; Drosophilidae
Gene: CCKLR-17D1
Product: cholecystokinin receptor type A
Exons: 5
Coding region: 1-1686 (561 amino acids)
Biological process (GO): neuropeptide signaling pathway
Cellular component (GO): membrane
Molecular function (GO): neuropeptide receptor activity
Source: RefSeq, a predicted model, not a curated record
AUGGUCGGUUCGUUGGCCCCGCCGCCCACCAAUCGCUCGGUGAGCGUGCCACGCGUGAGCGCCGAUGUACCGAUCUGGGUAAUACCCUGCUAUAGCAUCAUACUGCUCUGUGCUGUCGUUGGAAAUCUGUUGGUGGUGCUCACCCUCGUCCAGAAUCGCCGCAUGCGCACCAUUACGAACGUCUUUCUCCUCAACCUGGCCAUCUCGGACAUAUUGCUGGGUGUGCUUUGCAUGCCCGUCACUUUGGUGGGCACUCUGUUGCGUCAUUUCAUCUUUGGCGAAUUUCUCUGCAAGCUCAUACAAUUUGCCCAGGCCGCCUCUGUAGCCGUCUCCUCCUGGACUCUGGUGGCCAUCAGCUGCGAGCGGUACUAUGCUAUUUGCCAUCCCCUACGCUCCCGCACCUGGCAGACCAUCAACCAUGCAAACAAAAUCAUUGCGUUCAUCUGGCUAGGAAGUCUGGCGUGCAUGACGCCCAUUGCGGUCUUUAGCCAACUGAUGCCCACAAGUCGACAAGGUCUGCGUAAGUGCCGCGAGCAUUGGCCAACUGGUUCGCUAGGCUACGAGCGGGCGUACAACAUAUUCCUGGUGCUGGCACUUCUCGUUUUUCCGCUGCUCGUCCUCAGCUUUACGUACUUUCUGAUCACGCGAACCCUGUACGUGAGCAUGCGAAAUGAGCGCGCCAUGAUUUUUGGGAGCAGUGGCAUUGCCGCCAGCAGUGGGCCGGGAAGCCUUGUCGCAGUUGCCGGACUACCUAACAGUGGCAGCAGCCAGAGCUGUGGUGCUGGCGCUGGAGCCAGAGUCGCCAAAUUAAGCUAUACCGGCAGCAACUAUCAUGGCAAUGUCAAUCAAUCGUUUCGCUUUCAAUUGCGUCAGAGCUGUGGCGGUGCAGUGGAUGGCAGUGGCAGUGGCAUGGAUGGCGCUGCAGAGCUGGAGUUGCUCUUCCAACAGCAACAACACUCGCAGCAACAACAACAGUUUGCAGCACCCCAAUAUUAUUAUGCGGACAGCUUUGGACACGGAGGGAGCAAACGCAAGUUGCUGACUUCCUGUGAUGGCCGACGUCAUUUGUAUUGCAUACGAAGCGCCUCAUUUAAAUCGCUACGUCAGACCCCCAAUGGGGGCGGGGAUUGCUGUGUGCGAGCCCCAAACUCAUCGCAGCCCCCACAACGAUUCCUACGCCAACAGCAUCAACAACAGUCUCUCUAUAUGACGGACAGUGAACGGCGCAAAUCGCUUUCGACUCCCAGUCUACGCAUCAACGCGGAUGCUGCUCUACGCAGAUCCAAUGAGACCAAGAGCUUGGAGAGCAAGAAGCGUGUGGUGAAAAUGCUGUUUGUGCUCGUGCUGGAAUUCUUCAUCUGCUGGACCCCACUAUACGUAAUCAAUACGAUGACCAUGUUCAUUGGACCCGCUGUCUAUGAGUAUGUGGACUAUACGGCCAUUAGUUUUCUCCAGCUUUUGGCCUACUCCUCCAGUUGCUGCAAUCCGAUUACCUAUUGCUUCAUGAAUGCAAGCUUUAGGCGCGCCUUUGUGGACACAUUUAAGGGUAUGCGACUGAGCGAUGGCGGUCGGUUUUGUCGGCGACGUUCCAAGAACGAAACGAACCUAUCGGUGGCUGGCAAUUCGAUUGCCCUCGCCAAUUCGGUCAUGUCAAGCCAUACGAUCUUGGAGAGUCCGCGUCUAUGAGGGCGCCAGCGCUCGCGUGACAAACGUGCGAGUCGUCGCAACGAAAUGGAAUCCGAGUCCCUGUAAAUGGUACUGUGCAGCAAUUAAAUGAAUUACGA